AUGGUUGCAGCUAUACAGGCGACAGCCAAGGCAUUGGGUAAUCAGAUAAACCAGGGUAAUCAAGGGAACAAUAAUGAUGAGGACGGUCCUAUGACACUUGCUGAAUUUCUGAAAGUUUACCCUUCGAUCUUCAGAGGAACCUCAAAUCCUAUUUAUGCAGAUAAUUGGAUUCAGGCUAUGGAAUGGGCAUUGCAGGCCCAACAGGUUCCUGAUGAGCAAUGGGUUGAAUUUGGAACUUAUCAGUUCCAAGUCAGAAAUGCCAAGGAACUUGAAUUGAUGCAAUUAAAGAAGGGCCAGAUGACUGUUACUGAGUAUACUAGCAGGUUUGAGGAGUUAUGUCACUUUUCUCGUAUUUGUCAUGGUGCACCUGAAGAUUUUGUUGAAUGUCAGUGUAUUAAAUAUGAGGGAGGUCUUCGGAGCAAUAUUCUAAGCUUCCUAACUCUAAUGAAAAUCAGAGUGUUUUCUGAAUUGGUGAACAAGAGUAGGGUGGCUGAGGAUUGUGUGAGAAAGGCAGCAGCAGAGAAAGGAAGUUUGAUGCCCGGGCAUAUGGCCAAUAAUUGUCCAGAGAAGAAGAAGUAUGAGAUUGGUAGGGUACAACAGCCAAGGAGAGUGUACACCACUUCUGCAGCAGGCGCUGAUGGAUCUGAGACACUGAUUAGAGGUAAUGGUGAAAUGGCUGGUAAAAUCUUAAAUGCUUUAUUUGAUUCAGGAGAAACUCAUUCAUUUAUUACAUUUGAAAAGGCUAAUGAGUUAGAAUUGAGGAUGGUGGUUUUAGGUUAG
Molecule: messenger RNA, 780 nt
Organism: Arachis duranensis
Lineage: Eukaryota; Viridiplantae; Streptophyta; Magnoliopsida; Fabales; Fabaceae
Exons: 3
Coding region: 1-780 (259 amino acids)
Source: RefSeq, a predicted model, not a curated record